This is a messenger RNA of Cordyceps militaris CM01, 3828 nucleotides long. Its product is annotated as Major facilitator superfamily transporter. The coding region runs from base 1 to 3828 and encodes 1275 amino acids. Gene Ontology annotation, molecular function: transmembrane transporter activity. The record is from RefSeq and is a predicted model, not a curated record. The transcript is spliced from 4 exons. Gene Ontology annotation, biological process: transmembrane transport. NCBI's taxonomy places the organism in Eukaryota, Fungi, Ascomycota, Sordariomycetes, Hypocreales, Cordycipitaceae.
AUGUUAUCCGCUCUCUACUCGUACACAGAGGCCUGGCCAGCUGAUGUUCACCAAUCAACCGAUUCCGAAUCGGAUGGGAGCUUCGACAAUACGCCUGCUCCAAGCAAUCGUCCAUCAAUCUCGAUUGACCGCUCUAUUCUUGAGAUUGGGCCAUAUUAUUACCUCCCCCAUAAUGCGAACAACACGGGUCCCCACCAUGGCCGUCGACUGAGCGCACUUGCCAGAAUCUCCCGGGGGCAUGGUGAUGCGGAAAAAGAGCCGCUAAUUUUGCUCCGAGACAUUACUGACCAAGACACUAUUUCGCUGCGAGGACGUGCAACUGGAUAUGAAUCGAAAAUCAUCGCUGAUGGCGCUGGUUCUGGGAAGGAGAACCCGUAUCGCUCAGGCGGUACACAGUCUAAGUCCGGUCGGAAACGGCUGCAAAUUGCUACAUUCGCCAGAGACAAGUUUCGGCCGAUAUCGGACACCAACACGUCGCACUUGCAACAAUUUCCCACCAACAAUGUCUUUGAAGUUCCUCUCUACGAACCGGCGUACGAACCGCCGGAUCUCAGAGACCCUCUCCAAGUGCUGGACGAGAAAUCUUGCAGUGUUGCGUCAUUUAGCACAGUUGGGUCACAUGCAGGCCAUCAUCACUUGCAGAUGUCACCUGGUAAACCCGACCUCGCUUCGCAGCCCGCAAAAGAUGGUGGUUACAGUCUUUCUGCCUGCGUGGCAUUUCCUAUUGACAACGGAGGAGGUUCUGACAACCUGAUCGCACCCAUUCCGACUCACCAUGCACGGCCAAAGCUCUCUUUGGUAGAUAUGGCCCACAGUCACUCAGACAAUGUGACUGGAUCCACGCCAGAAGCCUCUCUGUCAUCGAAAAAUGUCCUCAAGCGCAGCUAUUCAGUUGGUUCGCUCCUCGACUACGCUAGAGCGUCUAAAUGGUUACGCGAUAUGUUGUGGUAUCCUGAAUCCUAUACAACGAAACUCACCAGGCGCCCAAAGAGAUCCGGCCUUCGAUCCAACUCUGUUAAUGCUCUGGAGAAUCCAUCGUUGGCAGAGAUUCAACUAGCACGAAGGGUAACCGGGCUCUCCAAGUAUUCUACGCGGUCAGACUCGCGCUUCGAUGGCUUUUUGUUUCGCCGUGCCGUGAGUGACUUGGAGAGACUAGUGAAUGAAGCGGUGUCUACGGCCUCCCAGGCCGUUGAUCUUCCUCAGCAUCAAGCUCACAAUUCCACUAGCUCGAUUGAGAGCAGCGAUGAGCCAGCAGGCUCCGACUCGGACGUAUCCUCCACCAGCCUUAGUGUCUUGUCGGAGGAUGCAGACAACUACUGCUCGCCGAGGCCCCCUUGCAAACAUGCCAAUACAUUUUCUGCCACCGACGACAGACCUCGUCUUCGUGAGGUGGUGGAAAAUUACUCGGAUGAUGGAGUAAUGUCGAAAUCGGACGAGUACUCUCAAGCACAGCGGCACGUUAAAUUUCAACUUCCAGAAACUGCAAUGGGAGAAGAUGGCAAUCAAUCUUUCUCAGUGCACUCCCGAAUGCGUGGACCAAUGCGCACUGGGGGUCCACGAGGAGGUCAAAAAGUUUACUCGAACCCCUACCAAGCAACGACAGACAGAGUACCACAAGGUGGUUUCCAAGCGGGCGACGAACAGCUUCCAGAGCGCGAUCUUGCAGGGCGGCAACUGCCUGCUGACCACGGUAUUAGCUUACGGCGGCGCUCACAUGUCAGUCUACGGGCAGGACAACGAUUUAAUUUAGCACGAUCGCAUCGUCGCCAGCCCAUCGCGAGAGAUUGGUCAACAACUCGCAAACGCUUUGUCGCUUCCGUCGCUUGUAUCAGCACUGCGUUGAUUGGUAUUAUUCUUGGGAUUUAUGCUGGCUUGGUGCCAUCUAUUCAAUACUUCGUCAUUGACCCCUCACAUGUGGUUGUUCAUGGAAAUACCGGCUGCUUCCUGGGUAUGGCCAUUCCAACUUUUCUGUUUUGGCCGCUGCCACUGCUUCAUGGUAGAAAGCCCUACAUUUUGACUGGUCUCGUUCUUGCCAUGCCACUUUUGUUCCCACAAGCGCUGGCAGUAACGUCUCAGAGACUGGUGGAUUCGGUCGAGUGGAGGGCACUUCUCCUCGCUUCGAGGACGCUCAUGGGUGUGUCACUUGGAUUCGCCAGCAUGAACUUCCAUUCUAUCCUCACUGAUCUAUUUGGUGCGUCUCUGAUGAGCGUGAAUCCUCAUCAAGAGGUUGUUGAUCACUACGACGCACGCCGGCACGGAGGCGGCAUGGGUGCUUGGCUCGGUAUCUGGACAUGGUGCUGGAUUGGCUCCCUUGGUGUGGGCUUCCUUGUCGGUGCGGCCAUCAUUGACCAGCAUACGCCAACUUGGGGUUUCUACGUCAGCAUCAUCCUCAUCGCGGUGGUUCUAUUUCUCAACGUCGUCUGUCCUGAAGUCCGUCGUUCGGCUUACAGGCGCUCUGUUGCGGAAGUCAGAACGGGUCCUGAGAUUUCUCGCCGUGUCGCGCGCGGCGAAAUCAUGAUGCACAGGGCCAAGACUGGGCCCAGGUGGUGGGGAGAGGAGGUUUACCAUGGCAUUGUUCUAUCGAUGGAGAUGCUUCGACAGCCAGGUUUCUUGGUCAUGGCUAUUUAUUCCUCCUGGAUCUACUGUCAGGUUGUCCUAAUUAUUGUGCUUCUUGGAUCCUUGGCCUCGAAAUUUUACAGAUUUCGAUCUCCUGCAGUCGGUCUACUAGUUGCCAGCAUGUCACUAGGUGCAUUCUUGGCCAUUCCGUUCCAAAAGGCAAAUUUGUUCUCUCGGUCUCGCUUCGCACAACUCAACACCAACAAAGCGACGCUGGAUAAGCGCGUAGUUUGGUCAUCUCACUUGGUGCGCCGAACGGCUUUCACGCUACUCCUCCCAUUGGCCGGCGUUUGCUACGCGGCUGUCUCUACUGGCCCUCCUAUGCAUGUCAGCCUACCGACAAUCUUUUCACUGUGUGUUGGUUUUCUCUCUUGUCUGGCCAUUUCUGAAUGCAAUGGACUCAUCAUGGAGACCUUUGACUGUUCCGAUCUUAGCCCCGGAAUGACGGGCCGACAACGUGGCUCUUCGGCGAGGAAUCCAAAGCGAACGAAUUACUCGUCCUUUCCUCGAGUGACUGCCGGGUUUGCGCUCAUUCACACCUUUGCCUUUACCUUGGCUGCAGGCUCUACCGCCUUGGGUGGGCAUGUCACGAGAAUUCUCGGGCAGCAAGUCGCCACCGGCGUUGUUGCAGGCAUUUUGUUUGUGCUGACAGUACUGUUGCUUCUCGUUCUUGUUCGAUUUGUGGAAAUUCAAAUUAUACCACGAUCCAAGUUUGACGAGAUGGAUCGAGUAGUGGAAGCAAGACGAAAGUCAACCAUCCGGCGAGCAUCAAUGCCAAAUGACCCGCAAGCCUUGAUGGAAGAAGAGCAGGCAUGGCGCCCUAUCAUGAUUGGCAAUCCCAUUGGAAAAACACGCCGCAUGAGCAUUCUUGAGCUCGGUAGCAUGACUCGCUGGCAAGAAAUUCGCAAGAAAAAUCGUCUUAUUGAUGCUGGCGCGCAUUUGAAUCGUGGUGCUUUGGGCCACGGGCUAGAGGCGCUGGAUGAUCAGAUGAGUGACUUGAGGCGAAACUUGCAUAUUGGCAGCGGCAAGAAAAAGGGGCGGCGGACGCAUCUCUCGGAUGAAAGCAGUGAGACUGGAAACGAUCCAGACUUUGACGGGUACAGCAUGAGUAACCUCAGUACUCCAGGCAGAACUCGGCACGGCGGUGAGCGGGACGAUCCGAUGGAGACGGCCAUGAUAGACGAAGAAUUAGGUCGCGCUCACCAGAAGUAA